UAAACAUCUCUAUAUACUCCUCCUCCUUCCUUGCUUCUACUUCCACCCCCCUUAAUGGACCCUAAGUUCGCCGGAAAGCCCAUUCAGGCCCAAUUCUAUUCGGGUCAAACUGACCUGGACCAGAUGCAAGACACUCCAACACGAGCCCGGCACCGCCGUGCCCAAUCGGAAACCUUCUUCCGUUUCCCCAGCUUCGACGAUGACAUGCUUUUAGACGAUGUCGUUUCCGACUUCAGCCUCGAUGCUGUUCGAGCUCCUACACUCAUGCAACCUGCGAAUUCACCCGAUUCUUCCUCCACUGGACCGGGUGAUAACCCUAAUAAACCGCUAUCUCAUUAUCGGAGUUUAUCUGUUGAUGCUGAUUUUUUUGACGGACUGGAUUUUGGUCCUGCCUCAAUUGAGAAGAAGAUGGUGAUGGGUUCUGGACCGCGUCAUGGACAUAGCAAUUCCAUGGAUGGGUCUUUUGAUACGACGUCGUUUGAGUCUGAAUCGGUUUUGGUUAAGAAGGCUAUGGCUCCUGAUAAGCUUGCUGAGCUGUCAUUGAUUGAUCCUAAAAGAGCCAAAAGG
Messenger RNA from Capsicum annuum, 567 nucleotides. RefSeq names its product transcription factor VIP1-like. The record is from RefSeq and is marked validated. Gene Ontology annotation, biological process: regulation of DNA-templated transcription. Gene Ontology annotation, cellular component: nucleus. Gene Ontology annotation, molecular function: DNA-binding transcription factor activity. NCBI's taxonomy places the organism in Eukaryota, Viridiplantae, Streptophyta, Magnoliopsida, Solanales, Solanaceae.